AGUGAAUUUAUAUAAAUUUGGACGCAAGAGAGGAAGAUUACUCCCAGGAAUACUGAACUUUAAAGAUGAUCUUACAUUGUCAGUAAAUGAUGAGAAGAAUCUGUGAUCUGGUGGUUUAGGCUUCAGUGAAAACAGUCACUGUGAAAAUGAAAGUACGUGAGCUCAGAAACAGACUCCAUUUUGAGAAAAGAACAGAGAAGAGGGAGGAGAGGAUGAGGAUACAGGGUGAGUCUUUACUCAGGGUUUUUGUUUUAAUGUCAAACUCUUUAUCUGUAUCAUCCGUUAAUGAAAAAUGAUUUACUGACUAAUACACUUCAAAACUGCAAAGGAAAGAAACCUGACCAGACAAAGAGCUGGAUCAGUUCUUGAUACAGGAAACUGUGUACGUGCAGUUCUGCUUCCUCUUUGUUUAGACUUGUCUUUUUAGUAAAAAGAUAAAUAAGAAUCUUUUCAUUUAGCCACUCAUUUAAAAUUUGAUAAUUUAAUCCAGUCCCCUUAAUUUUCUUUAUUACAGUUCAGGGACCGCACAGCUAAUUGUGUUUUGACCCUAAAUCAGAUAAGGAUCAUUGAGAGGCCCUGCAGGGUGAGGAGACAUCCUAAGUACUUGGAUAUUAAACCUGUAUAACUCUUAAAGAGGGAUAUUAAGCUUUUUUCAGACUCUGUACUUCCUUUCUAAUCCCUUUUUAAUAUUUUUACAUGAUUUAGAGUCUUAAAAAAAACUCCUGUUUCUCACUCUGGUUUUAAAAGAUCAUUAUUUCUGCCCCCCUCCUAGCUGCUGUCCUUUUUGCCCAGACCCCCCAACCUACUUUUAUUUCUAAACACUCCUCCUGUUUGUGUUUCACCUGUUUAUCUACUUUGUCCUCAGGUUGUAUAACUCAGUUUCAUCUUCCAUAAACUUUGACAACAUCAGAUGGAGAAGAUGAGUGAUUGUGUUGAGGAAGAGGAGGGCAGAGCAAAGUCUGUUAUGUCCGACUGUCUGUCUAUGAAGAGUGACCGAGUGAUCGAGAACUUCAGUAAAGAACCAGGACCCUCAAAUGCAGAGUAAGAGAAAUACUUUUUAACCUCCAAACUCUCAAACUGUAAUUUAGUAUAAAUUCUGACCCCUCUGCUUUCUACCAUGGUGAGAAAAAUGAUCUCUGCUCUUAAAACAGUGAUUUUCCUGUUUAACCUCCGACCUGGAAAAAGAAAAGGAAAAGUCACUGAGCACAUAUUUACUUAUUAUUCAUCAUGUUUAUAAAAAUGUCUUUGGACUGUGGUGUAUAGACCCCAGAAAACAGUCUGUGGGUCACAAAAUACCAGAAGACCAAAGAAGAAAUAAAUCCUGAGAAAUACAAACUAAUUCAGAGCAUCUGUCUGUUAUUAGACCUUUAGAUCUGAUUGGUCAAAAAAUGGUUUAAACUGUCAGAGAAAAUCUCUCUACCCUCAAAAAUCACAGUUUAGUUUUCUCUCCUGUCUCCACACUUUCAGGCAGCAGCAGCUGAAUAUUUUACAGAUUGUUUUAUGUUAGAGAAAAGAGUGAGGUCAGAAACUCUGGAAACUUAUUCUGUAUCUUUCAAACAUGAAAUGAUAAUGAUAAAGAAAAUAAAUGUUCUUUAUUUCCACAGAGAGACACAGAGAUGUGACUCUGUGGAGGAGCAAUUGUCCAGAUAUCUCAAUUCUGGUGGAAGUAAGUCUGAACAUCUGUCCUCUAAAGUCUGUGUGGAUGAAAAUUCAGCUGACUGAUUGAUCACAAAGACGUUUUUGUGUUGAGCAGUUUGGUUCAUUUUAUUUUUCUUCUCUUUCAGCAGAUCGUGGUCUGCAGGAGGUUUUAGAUGAACAUAAGAUCAGUCUGAAGAGGAGAUGUGAACGUGUGAAUGAAGGAAAUGAUGAAGCAGGAAGUAGUCAAACCCUCCUCAACAGGAUCUUCACUGAGCUCUACAUCACAGAGGGACUGAGUGAAGAGGUGAACACCCAACAUGAGGUGAGACAGCUGGAGACAGCUUCAAAGAUUAAGACCGUCCAUGACACGCCCAUCAAGUGCCAUGAAAUCUUCAGAGUCUUACCAGAUCAACAGGAAGUGGUCAGAGUGGUUCUGACCAACGGCGUGGCUGGUGUUGGAAAGACCUUCUCAGUGCUGAAGUUCACUCUGGACUGGGCAGAGGGUUUGGAGAACCAAGACCUCAAUCUGGUGAUCCUGCUUUCAUUCAGGGAGCUGAACCUGAUCAGAGAUGAGUGCAUCAGUCUUCUGAGUCUGCUCCAUGUUUUCCAUCCAACACUCGAGAGGGUCACAGCAGAGACGCUGGCUGUCUGUAAACUUCUGUUCAUCUUUGACGGUCUGGAUGAAAGCAGACUGUCUCUGGAUUUCACAGACUCUGAGGUUGUGUCUGACGUCACACAGAAGUCUUCACUCAACGUUCUGUUAACAAACCUCAUCAAGGGGAACCUGCUCCCCUCAGCUCUCAUCUGGAUAACUUCUCGACCGGCAGCAGCCAAUCAGAUCCCUCCGUCAUGUGUGGACAGGGUAACAGAAGUACGAGGCUUCACUGACGCCCAGAAGGAGGAGUACUUCAGGAAGAGGUUCAGAGAUGAAGAUCUGUCCAGUAGAACCAUCUCACACAUCAAGUCCUCCAGGAGCCUCCACAUCAUGUGUCAGAUCCCAGUCUUCUGCUGGAUCACUGCAACAGUUCUGGACGAUAUGAUGAUUACAGAGCAGAGAGGAGAGCUGCCCAAGACCCUGACUGAUAUGUACUCACACUUCCUGCUGGUCCAGACUAAGAGGAAGAAGCAGAAGUAUGAAGGAGGACAUGAGACAAGUCCUCAGGAGCUGAUGGAGGCUGACAGUGAAGUCCUCCUGAAGCUGGGGAGGCUGGCCUUUGAACACCUGGAGAAAGGAGACAUCAUGUUCCACCAAGAUGACUUGGAGCGGUGUGGUCUGGAUGUCUCAGAGGCCUCGGUGUACUCAGGUGUUUGUACAGAGAUCUUCAGAAGAGAGAGUGUGAUCUUCCAGAAAACAGUUUACUGUUUCGUUCAUCUGAGCGUUCAGGAGUUUCUGGCUGCAGUCUACAUGAUCCACAGUUUCACAAACAGGAACACAAUGAUUUCAAAGAUUGUUCCCAAUUUUUUUCAAACCCUGGAUAACAGUUUGUCAUCUCUGGAUGUCUUCUUGAAGAGUGUCAUGGAGAAAUCCCUUGUCAGUAAAACCGGUCACCUGGACCUGUUUGUUCGCUUCCUUCAUGGACUCUCUCUGGAGUCAAACCAGAGACUCUUUGGAGGUCUGCUGGGUCACACAGACAACAGUCCAGAAAUGAUCCAAAGAGUCAUCAAGAACCUGAAGGAGAUGAACAGUUAUAAUUCUCCUGACAGAAGCAUCAACAUCUUCCACUGUCUGAUGGAGAUGAACGAUCUGUCUGUUCAUCAGGAGAUUCAAGAGUUCCUGAAGUCAAAGACCAGAUCAAAAAGAAUCUCAGAGAUCCACUGCUCUGCUCUGGCCUACAUGCUGCAGAUGUCAGAGGAGGUUCUGGAUGAGUUGGACUUAAGGAAGUAUUACACAUCAGCCCAGGGACGACUGAGACUGAUCCCAGCUGUGAGGAACUGCAAAAAGGCUGUGUAAGUCCAGGUUUUAUUCUCAGAAUAGUGUAAAUGAUCCCUGUAGUUCUUCCAGUGUCCAGGUUACUGAUGAUGUUCCUCUUCAAAACUCAAAUAUCAGGGAGGGGGUUUCUUUAGGUUUGGCAAAACAUGAUCCUGGUGUCAAAAGUCCCGUUAGCACAGGAUGAGGUCUACCUGUGGACCCCUGAGAACUUGUCCUAAAUGUGGGGGACCUCUUUGUUUUUAAUCGUGUCUGUAAUGAAUAAAGUCAAACUUUCAGGACAAAUCAGCGACCAUAUCUGAGGACACACAGAGGUCUUCUGAUGAUGGUAUCAGUCCAGUCCAAAUCAACAUCUCAGUCAACUGUGGUGAACUUGAGUGUAAAGAAGGUGGCUGCAGCUUUUUCCUGCUGGGUUUCAGGUUUGAAAUGAUGAAUCUGUUGUAAAUGAGGGUGUUGACAGCAUUUAUGCUGAAAAUAGAACAGGAUUAUUUUCUACACAGUGGCAGAACUGUCUCUGUACCAUAAUGCUCAUCAUUCAAUAUUUAUAAUCAAUACAACCAUGAAAACUAACAUCAUUUUCCACCACUCACUGGAUAUUAUAUGGUGGACUGUAACAUAUGCAUGAUGACAAGAUUUGAGUUAUUUGGACAGCAGCUUGAUGGGUCGGAAAACAAUGAUGGAAAUAGGAUGUUAAUGUCUCUCUCUCUCUCUCUCUCUCUUUGCCCUCGGUGCUGCAGGUUGGCACUGACACUAGUCUGCCUCAUAACACCUUAUAGCAUGUGGAAACAGCCAUGCUCUUCCACUGUAUAUAUGGACACCAUGGCCCUCAUUUAUCAAGCUUGGGUACGACAGAAAACUAACGUACACCUUGCGUACGUAAAUUGUGACGUGAGGAUCAGCAUUUAUCAAUCUGCAUGUGAGCUUACGCUAAGACCAAAUCUCAGGACAGGUCUGACAUCGUGUACGCAAGUUUGAGUCAGUGUGGAUCUGCGGAGCAGCAGAUGUCUGUCUCAAAAUAAUUGAUAAACAAACCUCAAACCUGUCAUUAAGCACAAUCAGCCAGAUUUUAUUGAAGAUUAAGACGUAAAUAAAAUAAAUUUGUUAUGUCCUUAGUGAAUUGGCCUAUUUGAUAACUCUGCCCAGAAACACUGCUACAAAGCAGGAGUGCUGUUUUAACAUUACACACAGGCGCCACUGUGGAGCGCUGUGUUUGACUCCUAAAAGGCAGGUGUCUCUGUCUUGGUCCAGCAGUGGGGACGUUGUUGUACACUCCUGAAAGGGUGUGGGACAUCAUUUGGGCCAGUACAGUUUUGCACAAUGAAUGGAGUGCCGUUGGCUGUGCCAGUGCAACGUGAGGACCCGGGUGCUGUACAGAGGAGAAAGGACCUUAUCGAUGGAUUCUGACAUGUAAAGUAUAAGUUUAAAAAGUGCUCUUGCUAUUUAAUCAGUGAUAAAAAUCCAAUAGAAAUCCAUCAAAAUGUGCCUCAGGGGCAGCAACAUACCGUUUGGUGAGGUUAAUAAUUAUUUUUGUUCAGCCUCUGUCAGACUCUCCAGUCUGCUCUACAUUACAAAGACGCAACAAAUUCAAACUAAAUACUUUCAGUUAUAGGAGCAACGUACCCUAUGUCAGGGCAAUAAAAAAAAAUGGGGCAUGUAUGAGAUAUUAAUUCAUCAUCAUGAGCAACUUAUUGACUGAUGAUUUAUUCAAACUUCAGCCACUGUCCGCUAUUCCGCUGCAGUGUUGUUUAGCGCCUCCAUAAUCCUGCUCCAGACAGGAGUUUUCUGGUACCAGUUUUGAUGCUUCCAAAGAGAAAAUCCUUGUUUGUUUCCACCACAGAUGUGAGGAUAUCUACUUUCAGCUCGGAAAAGUUUCGAAUCUUUUUAAUAUUUCUCUUCUUUCAUGUUUGACCCCAGUGGGCGAGGCUUCUGAACCACGAAAAUUAAAGGGUGUGACAUGAUAAUGACAAUCGAUUUCAGCCGCCGCAUUUAUCAAGACCCAAUCAUACAUAUGCUGGGAUUGGUCAGAUACGAACCCUUUCAUAAAUCUCACGUGUGUCCUAUCGUACUAUGAAUCCUGCGCUCAGACCUGCGCUCAGUUCUACGCAAGAUUGAUAAAUCAGGGCCAUUGUCUCUAAGGAGAAGCAGUAUGACUGCAUCAUCAUCAACAUCAUCAUCAGCAGCAGCUUUCCAUGGUGUCCCUUUGUUGUCAUAAUGCAGAGUGAAGAUGAUUCCUCUAAUGUUGAGGUGUUGGUGGGCUGUAGCGGUCACAUCUCUCCCUCUUGUCUGCAUGCCUCUGUUUAAGAUGUUGAUGUAAAUUGGUCAGACUGCUGAAACAGCCUUUGAACAAACACGGCAGCAGACUGGGGUUUGAUCCAGGUCUGAGACUGUGAGACUGGACCAGUUCAAAAGGACUAAGAAGACAGACUUUUUUAGGGGGCAGAAAAGUCCAUUUUUAGUCAUUUAGUUUAAACACUAAAAAGGUCAAGAAUAACCUCAACCCUAACUUUGGCCACAGCUCUUAGGGAUUUACUUUUAUUUUUAUUGUUUAACUUUCAUGAAGUAUUCGACGAUAACGGCUGAGAGAGAGAGAGUGAGUGUGAAGGUUGUGUGUCAUGGUACUUAGUAGUGAAGUGUGGAGUCCUUUUGUAAAUCAAGACCCAAUUGAAAGUCUGAACACAGUGAUUUUUAAAAGCAUUCUUGGAGUCCACAGGAACACCCCCAAUGAUGGAUGCAGAGCUGAAUCAGGACAAUUUCCCCUUAUAAUUUAAAUCCAAAAAAGGGAAAUCAAAUUCUACUAACACCUCAAAACCAGUGACCCCAGCUCCUACCACUACAAAGCCCUGCAGAGCCAAGAGAAGAGCAGAGACAGGAGUCCUCUCAGCCAGCUGGUCCACAAGCUCAGCUCCACCAGCACCAAGCAACAAGACCAAUCUGUGUGAAGUUGGCCCCCCAAUCAAAUUAUACAAAAACAAAAAGACAACUACAUCAACUCUUGGACAUCUACAACCCAACUUCAAUGCUAUGUGGCCCUGAACAGACAAUACUCCAUGGCAGAUAACCUGAGUUCAGUAACUGACCCCAGACUAAAGAGAACCUGGACUGUGUAUAGACUCAGCAACCACAGCCUGGCCUUAAAGAGCGGCCGCCACAGGUAGACCUGGCUGCCCAGAGAGAAGCGGCUGGGUCAGCUCUGUCCUCACACACAGCUGGAGACACAGCAGCACUUUCUGUUAAGGUCCUUACACACCGGGCGAGAAUUCGCCAGGCGAAUUGUUCGCCUUUUUUUAAAACAGCUUAAAGUCAAUGCAAGCUUCCACACCGGCGGCGAUUUUUCCGCGGGGCGAAAAGCCGCUUUUAUUUUUUCGCUCCUGUGUCGAAUUUUUCGGAUAUUCGCAGGCGAAUAUCUGGACCUGCUAGACCUCUGGCCAAUCAAAAGUCAUGUUGUUGAUGACGUCACAGACCCAUACGGCUGGAGGAGAGGGAGACGUUUGAGAUUAUGAAUACGCAGAGAAAGGCAGCUGAGGUGCAUCCAAAACUCUUUCUAAUUACUAAUGAAGUAGUUUCCUCACAAGAUGACACUCUCUUGUCUUCCACCUCGCAUCUCCUCUCCUCCGUGCCGCAAAACGACUUUAUUAAUUCGCUUUGCAAAAAAUAUACGCAUAUUCGCUUCGCGGCCGGUGUGUAUAGGCGAAAGCGAUUUUUCGGACCGGUGAAUAUUCGCAAUUUUCGUCUCGCUUUUUCGCUUCGCUCCGCAAAUUCGCCGGUGUGUAAGGACCUUUACACUGUGACACAUACACUAAACUCACACACAUAACUCCUCACCACUCCACCAACUCACAGACCAGGAAAAGUUAAAUCAUCUAUUAGGAGAACAAAGGGCCACUGCUGUAGAAGCAACAAAAUAUGUGAAUACAUGAAAAAAUGUGAAUACAUGCCAUCAGAAAAGAGAAGAGCUGCUGAAAAUAACCUGAACAGCUGCUCUGGAGUUUUUAACUGCAAAAAUGAUGAUACUGACACUAUUUAUUUACUUUUAUUUUUAUUAUUGUUGUUGUUAUUGUUAUAUUGUAAUACUUGGGCAAUAUUGUUAUAACAAUCAUGCCGAUAAAGCUUAGAGAGAGAGAGAGAGAUCACCAGAGCCCAAAGACAGCGGUGCAGUGGGUCUUUGUAGCUGUCUCCUAAAGGUGCUCUCUGGAUUCAUCAGGCUUUAUAAACUUGUUUCUGAUGGUGAAGGGAAUUUUACAUGGAGAAAAAAACUUAAUUGAAAACAAAUAAAUCUUCAAGUCUUUAAAUGUUCAGAGUCAAACCAGCUCUAACCUGCGAAAAAAAUGAUUUUAUCUGAAUCAAUCGUAGAAAAAGGAGUUGCUGUGAUUUAGUGAGUCGUCAUCUGUUUGGUCAACAGUCAGCGUCUAUGGAAAGACUUACAUUACAGCAGGAUGUCAACAUUAAAUACUGAGAGGAGCACUGAUUCUCCAUGUGCUAAGAGGUACUUUGGAUACUAACCAAUCACAUACCAGGACCAAAAACCUGGUUCUCAGUCCCCUUCUCCAACCAGAACUCAAGAAUUCACACAAUCAUAAUGAUACAGCUGCACUAACAUGAAGACAACACUGUUAGAGAACAGAAUGACUAAAAUAAGUCAUGGAGUCAUUUGUCUUGAACAUGGAUAUUAGUAGCUGUCUGGUUAAAAACAGGCCAUCUGUCAAACCAAAUAAAAUGUUUGAGUUGUUUUUGGUGAAGAGAAACAUCAAAUGACCCUUCAGUUAAAUAUUGUUUGAUAUUUAUGUUGUUACAGACUUUAUGGCUGUGGACUCUCAGAGACUCACUGUGAAGUUGUGGCCUCAGCUCUGAAGUCCAACCCCUCCCAUCUGAGACAUCUGGACCUGAGUCACAAUAAUCUGCAGGAUUCAGGUGUGAAGCUUCUCUCUGCAGGACUGGAGAGUCCAAACUGCAGACUGGAGACUCUGAGGUCAGACACCAUUUCCUUCUGAUCUAACAAUAAGAUGUGACAGUUUCUGCCUUAGAUUUUUCUCUGUGGUUUUUCCAUCACCUUUGGUCGAGCAGUUUGAAUUUGUAGUUGUAAAAAUUCAACACAGGAAGAAAAAUCCAACAUUUCAGAGUUGACUUUGAGUAGAAUGAUGGAUGUAGAAAGGAAGCAGGAGAAAAUCAGUCCCACAAAUAUUACACAUGCUUGUAGAGGGCAGGAGCAACACAGACUAAAGGCUGAUAUUGAACUGAUCCACAAUUAAUGUGAUCACUAAUGAAUGAAUGAAGUGUCAGAGAAAUGAUGAGCUGCAGAUUGAAACCUGAAGAACAAAGUUAAUCCAACUCUGGAUAUUUCAUUUGGAAACUCUUGAAAACUUGAAAAUUUCUUCUUUGCUCAGUCGUGUUCAAAUGUAAAUACAAGAUCCAGAUUUUUCUACAGUUUUCACUUCAGUUUGUUGAACAUUAACAUCAUCUUGUCCAGUUGGUCCAUAAAAACCUCUCUGAUCAAUGAUCUGUUGGUUUAUUUACAAGUAGUUUGGCAGUUGUUGACAGCAGACAGAGAGACCCCUGAAUAUAUGCCUGACUGUUUUAAUCUUCAUGAAGAAUUCAUGACUACAAAAAAAAAAACCUCUCACAAAAAAGAUUUCUCACAUUAGUUUCUCAGGAUCUCACUAAAGUUUUCUGUUUCUUUAAGAUUUUCCUGACUGAAAAAUUCCGCAAGAUCUUCAAAAAGUUUAGAGAGGAUUUCACAAAGUUCCUCAAGAUCAACUCUGAAAAAGUUCUUCUACUAUGUCCUUCAGAGGCUCAAGGACAUUGAAUCAUUAAAAGCAGAAACAGUUUCUUCAGAAGUUAAAAGAUUUUUUCUUUUUUUCAGACUGUGGGACUGCAAUUUGUCAGAGAUCAGCUGUUCUUCUCUGGCCUCAGCUCUAAAGUCCAACCCCUCCCAUCUGAGACAUCUGAACCUGAGUUACAACAAUCUGCAGGAUUCAGGAGUGAAGCUGCUGUGUGACUUUCUGCAGAGUCCAAACUGUAAACUGGAGACUCUGGAGUCUCUGGAGUAAGUUUAGUCUUUGUCUGUUUCUGGUAUAGAUUUCUGUGUUUAAUUUUAACCUAAUUUAAAUGUUCACAGAAAUCUUUAAUAUGUCCAGAACUUUCUUCUCACUCACAUAAAUUCAUAGGUUUUUAUUGAAUCAGCAGUCAGAUAAAGAUGGAGGAUUUAUUAGGUUCCUGUUUUGGCUUCACUGUCUCUUUUCUGUGAAUCCAAACCAGUUCUCCAUCACAUUUGAGGUCUUGUCCGUUAUUUUACAUGGAGGGUCAGAGCAGACCAGAUAAGGAGCUCUGACAGACUGGAUCUGGUCCAAAGGCCUCCUGUUGGAGUUCUCUAAGCUUCAUAUUUUAAACCUGAACAUGAUAAGUUUGAUUAUUAAUUAUUUUUAUUUUCAUUCUUCUAUUUUUUCAGACUGGAUAAAUGCCGUUUGUCAGAGAUCAGCUGUUCUUCUCUGGUCUCAGCUCUGAAGUCCAACCCCUCCCAUCUGAGAGACCUGGACCUGAGUAACAACAGGCUGCAGGAUUCAGGAGUGAAGCUGCUGUGCGACUUUCUGCAGAGUCCAAAGUGUGAACUGGAGACUCUGGGGUCAGACCUUUUUCCUCCGUUCAAACAUUAGCAUGAUAUGUUUGUGAUGAUGACACGAAACUGCUGACUCAGGACUGAAAUACUGACCAAGACUGAUCACCUUCAGUCCAGAGUAGAUUUUCUGCAUCAGUGGAUUAUUUGAGUGACUCCAGUUAGAUCACUGCUAAGCUCCAGUGAAUUAAAACCUGAGCACAAGAAGAAAACUCUUUGUAGACUUCACAGUGAGAAGCACAUUCAGACAGAAAACAGAAGCAGGGAGAGAUUUGUCAGACGAGAGCCAUUCAAACUUUUGUUCAGGGCAAGAUCAGGGAGUAGAAAAAACUCAGAGUUUAGUUUCUGAAAGUCCAGCCCUGUUACUUUAAAUUUGUUUUUGAAUCUUUGAGUAAAAAUCUUCAUUUUAUGAUUUAUCAUCACUUUUCUGAAACGUUGCUGUGUUUAGACUGAAAUAUAUGCCUCUCAAAGACGUGAUAUUUUUGGUUCAGCAAAGUGAAAAUAUUCUGAACAUCCUCUCCUGACAUUUUCUGAAAAUAUUGAGCUGCAUCUACAAUCAGUAAAAAGGUCUCUGAGAUUUUUUUUCUCUAUUUAAUGUGUUUUUGAAUUUACUGAUUCAAACUUACUUCCUGUUUGGUUUAGCUCUUUGGAGCGUCACUUUACUUUGAUUCAUACUUUCCAAACCUUUCCCCUGAACUCUACAGAUUUAAAACAUCAGAUUUCAAAAUGGAUCAUGUUUGUCUAAAAUCUCAUUAUUUCCUCUUUAUUUAGGUUGAGUAUCUGCAGUUUGACAAAGAUCAGCUGUUCUUCUCUGGCCUCAGCUCUGAAUUCCAACCCCUCCCAUCUGAAAGAACUGUGGCUAUAUAACAGCAAUCUGCAGGAUUCAGACAUGGAGCUGCUGUGUGAUCUUCAGAAGAGUCCAGACUACAGACUGGAGACUCUGAGGUCAGUAUAGAGUUGGAGUUAGUCUGUGCACUCCACACAGUAUCACAGCAGUUAUUCAGUAUUUCCUGCUGACUCUUCGACCCUCUCAGAGGAUUCUUUCUUUAAUGAAGCUGUGAGAACAGAAAUCAUCAAACCAGGAGUGUAAGAGUGUCAGUGAUGAAAAAGUGUCUCCUCGUCUCUAUAUUUCAGAUCAAAUAUAGAAAUUAGACAUAAUGAAAUAGAAAUGUUCAGUUUCUACUUUGAAGUUGAGUUUAUAGGUCUCUGUAUUCAACACAGACUUUAUUUCUCUGCUAACUUGUUGAUUUUGGCCUCUAAGUUUGAAAACAGAUAGCUGUUCUGUAUACUUAUUUUCACAACAGGUUUGUUACAUCAGCUUUAACACAUUUGACAGGAAUGAUUUCUUUAUUUUGAUGAUGUUGGUUUAUUUUUGAGGAAAGCUGCUGCUUUACACCAUCACUUCUUGUCUGAGCAGGACUCAAACCUGCUGGUCUUUAAACUGAAUGUUCUUCAGUCCAGCUGAUGAAGUGAGUCUCAGAGUGGAAACACUGAUUGUCUUUUUUUCUCUCCUUAGGUGGAAGUAACAUCUGUGACAGUUAUUUAAAAAAGGAUCAUCUGUUUCCUGACAGUCAGAGAGGUGGCGGCAGCAGUAGUGAGGGAGACUGACUGACCAAUCACAGCGGGUGGAUAGGACUCUGGGAGCUGCAGUUUGACCUGCUCUGAGAUCAGCUCAGGACCUGGACUCUGGAUAUUUGAUAUUUUCCCUCAUUUUCUGGGAUCAAACAGUCUGAACAGGUUUGUUUUGUUGAUGGAAACAUGAUCACAAAUUUACACUUUGAUUGGAUUACUUUUUUUUCAUGAUGCAGCACCACCUAGUGGAAAUAUAAAGUGGUUAAGUUGAUGUAUUUCCUCAUAUUUCUACAGCAGGAGUUGAUAACGUGUGAGAGUUGAUCUGUCAAGGACAGAAAUUACCGUAUUGACUUGAGUCUGGAAAAAGUGAGAUCAGCAUCUAUUCAGGGUUAACUCAUUGACGUGGUUGAUGCUGUUUUAUAAAUUCAGUGUUGAUUACAAUCUCAGCUUCAUAAAUCGAUGCUACAGUGAAGUGACUCUCUCUAAAAUCCACUGGCUUUGUGAGACUGGCAGCUUUCAGGAGAUAAGUUUGUGUUACUGUAACACUCCAAAGCUUUUCUAUCCCACAGAGAAGAUCGGUGUGUUUUCAAGGAUCUUUCUGAUCCCAUCCCUCCAAAAUAAAAAUAAUCUGAUGAUUUAUGGAUUCAUUUCAGUAACAAAGUGUCAUUUCUGUUGUCAGCCAAUCAGAGGCUGUAUCUGCCAUCAGCUGACCUGUAAAGGUCCAAUCAGAAGCUAGGACAGCUCAGGUCCCAUUCGCUCACAGCACAGAAAAAGGAAAGAUAGAACUGCUGUGAACAUAUUCAUCCUGUCCAGUUUAUCUAGUGUCUAUAGUGUCUCUGUCUGCGUAACAGUGUAUUUGUGCUUCAUUUACACCAUUUUUCCUUUAUUUCUUUUUACUGUAACAGUGUCAUUUAAAGACAAUAAAAAACUUGAUAUUAUUGUUAAAAA
Messenger RNA from Xyrichtys novacula (pearly razorfish), 12692 nucleotides. NCBI's taxonomy places the organism in Eukaryota, Metazoa, Chordata, Actinopteri, Labriformes, Labridae. The record is from the annotation of a GenBank genome assembly.